AUGCAUGACCAAAACGUCCAGGCUUCGGUAUACGAGACGACAUAUGUCUCCAAUACCCCAAACAACGGCCAGGCGCCAGAUCCGGAGAAACAGCCAGGACAAUCACUCAUUCUGCCCCGUGGACCCUUGAGGCUCAAAGGGUAUAGGUACAUCUUCACCCCGUUUACCAAUGCAAAGGCGGGAUUUCCAAACUUCUACCGUAAGCCAGGUCUCGGAUACCAAAAACUUGGUCAUUACAGGCAUCGAGAUUGUUUGGAUCGAGAAUGGGAAGGCGACUAUGAUGAUCGCUACAUUUCCGCUUGGGACGGCAAAAUUUCGAAGCUAGUUGUGCAAGCAGUUGACGACAUUUACGAAAACAAUACUGGGUCUACUUACAGGCGUACAUUCAUCCGCAAUGUUGCGCCCAUGUACAUGCGCUUGGCCAACUGGCCAUUUGACCACAUCGAUUAUGCGGCGAACAAUGGCCAGGUCUCAAAUAGCGAUCUCAUGAUGCUUGGCUUCAAGUGGUUUGCCGCGGCGUGCUUCAUCACUGUUUGCAUCUCUAGUCCCAGUCCCGCUGAGAUUGCCGAUCGCAAUGGAGGCAACUACGACACUGUUCCUUACAAGUACUUUGGCUAUCCCAAGGUCGCAAAGAACAUGCUUGAGACGACCAACCCCAAUGGCAUCGUUCCGAGCCAGGCAAAUCCCGUUGCUGAACGCAUACUACAACCACGGUAUCUUUGCUUCUUGCGUGAUGGGAAGCCUGCAAAGAUCACCAAGGUAGAUGAAUGGAUUGCGGAGCAAGGUGGAGCUCACAACCUUUCCUAUGUAUUUAUUGCAUACACGGCAGAGCAAUUCAACACACCCGAAGACUUCAGAGUUUUACACGAAAUGGCCGAUGCAGCUGCGCGUAGAGCCGGAGUGAUUGCAUACUGGGUUGGCUGCUCCUGCAUGCCUGACAACCAGUUACAAGAAGAUGUCUACCGUAUUUGCGAUGUAAUCAGAGGAGCCCGAUCCCUCGCCAUUGCUGUUGGCCCUCCUUCAAACAACGCAUACGAGAUCAACACACCAGAACUCAUGCUUCAGCAAUGGGGCCGUAGAGUCUGGACUUUCCCAGAAGUCCUGCUAGCGCCUGCAGGAAGAGACAUCAGCGUCUUUGUGCGUGGCAGCAAUCUCGACCACCCCAUCAUGGUGCCCAAGAACCAGUUCGCGGUUCAAGUAUGGCUGGAUGAUGCCCAUGUCGCUCGACAGCUCAUCGAUCAUUACGAGGGCAACCUUAUUCUGAGCCAACUAGAGCUCGUCACCCUUGCUCUCGAGUGCCUGCACAACAGAGACACGACACAAUACCUCCCCGGAGACCACAGCUACGCACUAAUGGGUCUUCUCCGCGUGCGCCCUCAAAUCGACCCUACAGACUCUGCAUUCCAAGCUUUUGCUCGUCUCUCCCUCGCAAACGGAAGCGAACAACUCCUAGAACGCCUCAUUUGCGUCUUGCCAAAAACCCCAAACCAACCCUGGCACUCAAUGGACGAUGCCUAUAAUGCCAAACUCUGGGAUAUCCUUCCCCAAGAUGUAGGUAUUGCCGGCGUAGGCGAAGACGACAGCAUCAUCCUCGAUGGAUGCCGCGCCGCCAACAUCCGCUGGAAGUCCUUCACACCCGUCGCAUACGUCCGGCGCGAAGCGUGGAAGCGGUGGCUCGCAAAGAAAGCCCUGCGUCUCGGCGGCGUAGUCUUCCUCAUUGCCAUUGCGCUCACUGCCGUGCCGUCCGUCCGCACAGCAGGUAUCGUUCUCAUCAUCUACUCGCUCGUCCUCAUGGGCCUCUCACCCUGGCUACUCCGCCUCCUUUAUCUCGGCAAAUUCUGGGACCAGCAGUGCUGGUUCUUUGGGUUCGAGGGGUAUAUGGAUCUCGAGACGAUUGAGCGCCAGAUUUUUGGCGGCAGGCUGGGGCGCCUCAAGUGGAGUGCAGCAGCAAGCCCCCUCUCCCGCCACUACCGCAACUCCAAAAACGAAUGCACCCCCAUCGACCCAACCUCUGACCCCGAAGUCGCCGCUCUAGUCCAAAAAGCCAAAUCAGCAGGUCCAGGCGACCAACGCGUCUUCACCCUCGUAGACACCGGUAACAUGACAGUAACCCUCUUUACCGCCGAACGGCCCCCUGUCUGCUUCCUCAUGGCCGGCUCCGAAGGCGGCAUGAAACGCAUCAUCGGCUGCUCGUACGACUGGACAACGGAAACCAUGUACCGCGAGACUGUGCUUCGUAUCGGCACGGAAUUCGAAGAUAAAAUGUCGAGGGUGGGCAGAGUCAAGAUUGGGUUUAAGAGGAAGCAGCAGCCGUUUGGGACGUUAGCGGAGGUCGGGGAGCCCGUGGGGAAGGAGGUUAAGUGA
Bipolaris victoriae FI3 is the source of this 2364-nucleotide messenger RNA. RefSeq lists its product as hypothetical. The record is from RefSeq and is a predicted model, not a curated record. The transcript is spliced from 9 exons. NCBI's taxonomy places the organism in Eukaryota, Fungi, Ascomycota, Dothideomycetes, Pleosporales, Pleosporaceae. The coding region runs from base 1 to 2364 and encodes 787 amino acids.